Molecule: messenger RNA, 1542 nt
Organism: Malassezia globosa CBS 7966
Lineage: Eukaryota; Fungi; Basidiomycota; Malasseziomycetes; Malasseziales; Malasseziaceae
Exons: 1
Coding region: 1-1542 (513 amino acids)
Source: RefSeq, a predicted model, not a curated record
AUGCUUGAUGUCGCUGCCCCUGGCAAGCCACCGCUGCGUGCAUUGCUUGAGCAACCGAAAGUAAAUGCCCACGAGGUGUGGGACUGUGUCGCAUCGGAGAGUGGGCACGCAGUUCGACAGGAUGCGCGCGGACAUGCGGGUGCGCUUAUUGUGCUGCAUAUCAUAGCACAACUCACUGGAUGGAGCAUUACGACGCCGCCGUCGAAGGCGGUUGAAGACCAGCAGAAAGACGUAGAUGCGCGCGAACGCAUGAAUGUCGAUGAGGUUGAGCGUCGGCAUACACAUCGUCUUGCUCCUUUUUCUACGUACGCACUGCAUAUGCGCCUGCCGUCUGGUGACUAUUUCACGAAUGGCGUGAGCUUAGAAGAGGCCAAAGCACAGGCGCUAGAUACUGGUGCAGCUGAUCUUGUGUCGAUUGCGCCGCGUAUGCAAGACACACGUAAAGCUACAUUAGGCGAACGGCUCCCACCAAUGCCAGGUGCUCGAUCGAAACGCAUGCAUGGAGGAGGCGGAGGAGGACGUGCGUCAGCAUUCUUGUCAUACGGUCCGUUUGGCUCAUCACUUGGACCUUCAUUCGACUCUUCUGGGUGCCUUUUUGGGCCAGAGGCAACGCAACUGGUGUGGACUGAGCGUCAGCGCGUAUCGCGGUACUUGCGUCGUCGUUGGGGCGCUUCUCUGGCCCAGCAAGUCGAGUCAGCCUACACUCAGCAGGCAAUGGAUAUUGCCACGGAUGAGCUAUCACCGACAUUGCCAACGCCAGUACCAGCACAAGCGCAUUCGAUACAUGAUGUGCAAGAAACGUCUCUUUCUUCCUUGUCUUGUUCUCGUCUUGCGCAGAGAGCCGUGGAACUAGAACCGACCUUGGAUCCUGCCUUAAUGGAAAGUGCCCUGCAUAUUCUAGAUACGGAUGAGAUCCUAGCUCAGAAUCAGGAGCGGCUAGAUGAGCUCCAAGAGCUUCAGUGGCUUCGCGUGCGUAUGGACAACGACCAUACACCUAUUCCACUUGCUAUGAUAGAGCGCGAGCAGCGGCUCGCCGAGGACGCACUGCAUUCUCUUGUUGACCUAGUGCGCCGCGUACCACCAUCCGCGCUGGGCCACACUGCUCAAGCAGCUGGCCCUCUCAUUCUCAUGUCGCAUGUCGUGCUGAUGACGUCUUUGUCCACACGAGCUAACCACGAUAUAUUGUCGCAUGGGUACUGGGGCACUUUGCCCGAUACAUAUCACGGCGCGAAAACUCAAACGAAUGUGGCCGUGCCAGGCUCGACUCCUAGUCUCAUGGCAUGGGCUCCACUCGUUCGUCCUGGAGUCGUCGCUGAUAAUACGACAGCCGAGCCAGAGCCUGGCAAGAGACCCGCAUUCAUGCACGCCUAUGAACAAUACUCAGGCUCACCAGCGGCUGCUGUGCGAAAUGCUAUGGUGCAGCCACGGCCUGUACCAUCAUACCCCGCGACAGCGGCCGCAGUACAACGACCAUUGGUGUACGCUUCCCCCACUAGCAUGGGCCUCGGGAUACAUGGAUCGAUAAAUGGCAAUAGAAGCUAG